CAGCAGUGAGCGCUUUUAACAAAUACAUGAGACUUUUCUGAAGUUUUGGGGUCGUUUGCAUGUGAAGAAGCGGUGCUGUGGCCCGGAGUAGCUUGUCCCUCUGUAGUGUGAGGGGAAGCCGCCUGCCUGGCAUCUCAAGAUCCCUGCCCACAUCCAAGACUCUCCUGCAUGCUAAUCCUGCUGUGGGCUUUCGGGCGGGGCGUGAGUCAGUAUAAGAGAGGAGAAUGUAUGUGGAGGGGGGGAUCUCCUGUGGACCGGCUGCGACCCUCUGCUCCUCCAGUCCUGAUCUGCUUGCUCCUGUCGGGACCUCCCCCACCGAGACCAGCACCAUGGAUAGCUCCAGGACGCUCCGAGUACUGCUGCUUGUCGGCCUGCUCUCGGUCAUGUGUCACGGCCAGGCGUCCCAAGAAGUCUCCGCAGAGGACUUUGGAGUGGACAAACCAGAGCCAGCCGCAGAACGAGACCUGAUAGAAGCACUGGAGGCUCUGCUGGGCAGGAUGCAUAAUCGGAUUUCCUCCACGGAGAAAAGAGGAAGCAUCCCACUGUGUGGGAUGGGUGACCGGUGUGCCAUGAAGUUCGGGCCUCGCAUCGGGAAGCUCUGUGACUGCGGCAGAGGAGCCAACUGCAACUCGUACCUGCUCAAGUGCAUCUGAAGCUCUCUUUUCUUUUCCACAAACACAGCAUCACUUCUGCAGGACCAAACAUCCUUUACAACUUCAGCAGCAACCCCGACUCUCAUCGUACUGUCAGUCUCUAAUAUCAUCAUGCAUCAUUAUGCAUUGUUGUUGUUUUGACAGCUGUUGCCUGAGGAGAAGCAUGGGUUUUGUAUUGCUGACAGUCCUGGUUAUAUACUGUAGCAUGUAAAUGUUUCAUGUUUAAUAAACACAUUUAUCAACGUAGCUAUUUGUUAUUUAUUUACCCAAAGUUUACUCAUAGUUACAUAGGAUUUCUUGGACCAUGUUGCCGUCAUUUGUGUUCAAUUUCAGGGAUGAUAAAUGUUUUAAUUGUAAUACUUUGGA
Messenger RNA from Micropterus dolomieu (smallmouth bass), 1019 nucleotides. It is a transcript of the gene cartl, whose product is annotated as cocaine- and amphetamine-regulated transcript-like. Gene Ontology annotation, biological process: cellular response to starvation; G protein-coupled receptor signaling pathway; negative regulation of appetite. NCBI's taxonomy places the organism in Eukaryota, Metazoa, Chordata, Actinopteri, Centrarchiformes, Centrarchidae. The record is from RefSeq and is a predicted model, not a curated record. Gene Ontology annotation, molecular function: neuropeptide hormone activity. The transcript is spliced from 4 exons. Bases 225 to 653 code for a protein of 142 amino acids.